Stereum hirsutum FP-91666 SS1 is the source of this 1770-nucleotide messenger RNA. RefSeq lists its product as uncharacterized. The coding region runs from base 1 to 1770 and encodes 589 amino acids. The record is from RefSeq and is a predicted model, not a curated record. Lineage: Eukaryota; Fungi; Basidiomycota; Agaricomycetes; Russulales; Stereaceae. The transcript has 14 exons.
AUGCCUCGUAAAGCUGCCACUGCCACCUCUGGAAAUGCUGCUCGCCAGUCUCCUGCACGUCGUAAUACCCGAGGACAAGUCAAAUCUGACAAGGACAAAGAUAACAAGAAGGGGGUUGGAAAAGAUGACAUUCAGGAAAGUACCAACAAGAAGUUUGCUAAGCGCAAGCAUACUUCCGAUAAUGAGGAUAACGAAGAUGUCGAUAAGGCUACUGAUCAAACUCCUCCACCGUCUAGUCCACCUGGUAUAUCUCCUCCUUCGACCCCUUCUCCUUCGAAGAAACUUAAAGGGUCUGGGAAGAGUACACUGGAAGGUGUGAUCAUCGAGUCCCCUUCCAAAUCACCUAGGAAGAAGCCGGUUCGCUUCGAGACUCCACCACCUUUGGAAGUGCAAGUCCCAAAGACACCAAGGUCUUCGGCAAAGAAACGUAACAUUGAAACUCCCUCAUCUGGUAAUCAUAAUAAACGUAUCAGCAAAUACUCCGUUGAUGCAAUGGAUGUAGACGAUGACAAUCCGUUUAUGUCCAAGGAUAUUAGCCAGCAAAAAGGGUAUACCAAAGGUUCUGCGAGUCAAUUAUCGAAUCAACAACUUCGGGAGAAACAAGCUGCCCUUGCACGUCUCAUAAAAGAAAUCGAAGCUCAGAUAGGGGAUACUGGAGAUCAAGGUCAAUCUGAAUCUUACAGUGAUGAAGAGAAUAAUAUGACUGUCGAUGGCUAUGAGAAGGAUGACUUUGUUGUUGACGAUGAGGCUGAAGAUGAGGAUGAUGCUGCAGAUGAGGAGGGUGCAGAGGAUGAGGAUGCUCAGGAGGAUAAUGGACAGCAGGAAGGUACACAUGGAGAGGAGGAGGAAGAGGAGGAGGAAGAAGAGCCUGAACAACCCAAGCGCCUAAAGACUUCCAAGGCCUCGUCUUCAAGAAUUGCUGACAAUGGCAAUGAUACAGAUCCCGGGGAACUUUCUUCUGACUCUAUUCAAAGGCGCAAGAAGAUUGCCCAAGGAAAGAAGAAGGCGGCAGACCCAGAGGUUGAAAAGGACGGUGCAGGUUCUAUUCAGGUUCAUGGGUUCCCAAAGAAGAGCGGUGUCAAUGUCAAGGAUACCAGGAAGUACAACAUGUCCAUUUGUAGUGUGACGAGCUGUACCCUGCAGCACAAACUUGUGCAGGCAAGCUUCAGAAAUGUUCCCCCGUAUCCAGAGGCUGGUGGUAUCACUGGUUCCACUUCAACAAUUGAUCUAGAUUUCUUGGAUGAUAGCUCUUUCACUGGGAUUCAGAUACCGGCACUGGUUCAGCUUCUCACAUUCACCCAGGCUGGACGAUUUCACAAUCCCGCAUAUGCCAAUCCCGAUGAUUUUUCCACCGCCUUUGGAGUAUCCACGAACCCGACCAUUCACAUUCCUGAUACUAUUAUUCCGUCGCUCUUCAUUUCCUUCGGAAUCGUACAUCAAUCCAAUACCAUCAAAGGUCGAGCGAUCGGUGCCAAUAGUACCAAGGGGUAUAAGGAUAUUCAGAUAUACCAUAUCAGUCAAUAUCACGAGAGGGCCAUUGCUUUCAUGUGCCGAACCCUUGGCGAAAGUGAACUGUCUCUUUAUACCUAUGAAGGAGCAGUUGGGUACAGUACAAUGUUUGGUGAACUUGGUGAGCAAUUAUAUUACCUGCUACUUGAAAUCAAAUUAACUUAUAGUCAACUUAUCCACAGCGUCACCGACUCGUCCCUCUCCGACCAAGAAGAAGAACAGUGCUGGCCCCUCCUCACCCUCCAAGCCCAGUCCCCUUGA